This is a messenger RNA of Mus pahari (shrew mouse), 1967 nucleotides long. It is a transcript of the gene Slc43a3, whose product is annotated as solute carrier family 43 member 3. Gene Ontology annotation, biological process: transmembrane transport. Gene Ontology annotation, molecular function: transmembrane transporter activity. The transcript is spliced from 13 exons. The coding region runs from base 316 to 1800 and encodes 494 amino acids. Lineage: Eukaryota; Metazoa; Chordata; Mammalia; Rodentia; Muridae. The record is from RefSeq and is a predicted model, not a curated record.
GCAGGGCCGGGUAGAGGCGGGCAGAGCCGGACAGGGUGGCUCUGGGCCGGGGGUCGUAGUGGAAGGCGGUGGCCUGGUGGUGGCGAGGCUGCGGCGACAGAGAUCGGGAGAGAGUGGCUGCCGGCUGGAGCGCGACCUCUUGCCUGGUGGAAGCUCCAUGGUUAUUCCAUGGCAUUUCUCGCUCAACCCAGAGACAGCCGGAACAAGAGGGCUCAUUGAAGUCGAGAGCUUGCCAAAGGAAUUUCCCACACAUCACUACAAGUGGUCCUCUCUGAAGCUCAGGGCAGGAUUUGUGGAUUCACUUCACCUCAGACCAUGGCAAGCCAGGGCUUGCCCCUUUACUUGGCCACCUUCUUGACUGGGCUCUUGGAAUGCAUCGGUUUUGCUGGUGUCCUCUUUGGCUGGACUUCACUGUUGUUUGUGUUCAAAGCAGAAAACUACUUUUUAGAGUCCUGUGAAGAGGACUGCUCGCUCUGGAGCAAUGGAACAGGGCCCUCUGAUUUAAAAGUGCAGGAUGAGAAGUUCUCACUCAUCUUCACCCUGGCAUCCUUCAUGAACAACUUCAUGACCUUUCCCACUGGCUACAUCUUUGACCGCUUCAAGACUACUGUGGCCCGCCUGAUAGCCAUAUUUUUCUACACCUGUGCCACAUUCAUCAUUGCCUUCAUCUCUAAAAAAACUGCCGUGCUGCUCUUCCUUGCCAUGCCCAUGCUCGCAGUGGGAGGGAUCCUGUUCCUCAUCACCAACCUACAGAUUGGGAAUCUCUUUGGUAAACACCGUUCAACCAUUAUCACCCUCUACAAUGGGGCAUUUGACUCCUCCUCAGCAGUGUUCCUCAUCAUUAAGCUACUUUAUGAGCAGGGCGUCAGCCUCAGGUCUUCCUUCAUCUUCAUGUCUGUCUGCAGUGUCUGGCAUGUUGGGCGUACUUUCCUUCUGAUGCCCAAGGGACAUAUCCCCUACCCACUGCCUCCCAACUACAGCUAUGGCUUGUGCUCCAGGUUUGGUGCUAGAAAGAAAGGGAAUAAAGCGGCUGAACAUGAAACCAAGGAGCUACAGUCAAAGGAAUGUCUGCCACCAAAGGAAGAGAACUCUGGACCAGAGCAGGAGCAGCAACAACAGCAGCAGCAGCAGCAGCAGCACUCUUUUCGACGCUGCGUGCUCUCUCGCCGAUUCAUCUUACAUGUGAUGUGGCUGUCUAUCAUACAGUUGUGGCAUUACCUCUUCAUUGGCACUCUCAACUCUCUACUCACCAAGUUGUCCAGUGGGGACAAAGUGAAAGUCAGUGCCUACACAAAUGCCUUUGCCAUCACCCAGUUUUUUGGCGUGCUGUGUGCCCCCUGGAAUGGCUUACUCAUGGACCGCCUUAAACAGAAGUAUCAGAAGGCAGCCAAAAAGACAGGUUCCUCGUCUGAGGCUGUGGCUCUCUGCUCCAUGGUACCUUCACUGGCUCUGACGUCUCUGUUGUCCCUGGGCUUUACCCUGUGCGCCUCCAUUCCUGUCAUGCAGCUACAGUAUGCCACCUUCAUCCUGCAAGUGGUCAGCCGCUCCUUCCUGUAUGGAUGCAAUGCUGCCUUCCUCACGCUGGCAUUUCCCUCAGAGCAUUUUGGAAAGCUCUUUGGGCUGGUGAUGGCCUUGUCAGCUAUUGUGUCUCUGCUGCAGUUCCCCCUGUUCAAAGUCUCCCCUGAGAGCAACGUGGUGUAUGUAUCGAUGGGGCUUGCCAUUUUUCUGACAUUGGUCCAUCCCUUCCUGGUGUACCGUGAGUGCCGUGCUGAGAAGACAAAGUCGUCUGUGGAUGCCUAGCCUGGAAGCCCUCACUCUCAAGCCUUGAUGAUGCCUUUCCUGCUCAUUACUCGACUUUGAUGAUCCAGUGUCCACAAAGACUGCCUACUCAAGAGAACUGUAGUAGGCAGUCAUAGUUUUUCUUAAACAACAACAACAACGAGAAACAAACAAACAAAAACCAAAAA